Alosa alosa (allis shad) is the source of this 1102-nucleotide messenger RNA. RefSeq lists its product as uncharacterized. Bases 140 to 1102 code for a protein of 320 amino acids. The transcript is spliced from 4 exons. The record is from RefSeq and is a predicted model, not a curated record. NCBI's taxonomy places the organism in Eukaryota, Metazoa, Chordata, Actinopteri, Clupeiformes, Clupeidae.
UUUAUUUUAGUUCCGGUACGAGGUGACGUAACCUCGUACUUUUGCUGGGAGUAAAUGGGACAGCGUCAUCAGAUGAUUUCACAGUCAGUCUAGAACAGUUCGAUUUCGAGUUUCUCAGCAAGUAAAGUUUCGGUUAGCAAUGGGUAGAAGGUGUUUUCUUUGUUGUGAAGGGACGUCUCCCUUGUAUGCUUUGCCAAAGGCAGAGCCUACACGUACCUGUUGGCUAGAGUUUAUUUUUAACUCUAUUCCCCCAACUUUACCGACCAUUUUUCUGUGUCCCCGUCACUUCACGGAUGGCUGCUUCAGCAACCUGCGUUUGUUCAGCACAGGAUUUGCGAAGCUGCUUGCUCUGAGGGAAGAUGCUGUUCCAACUUUGUGUGGCCCCAUGGGUGAAGAUGUCGCUCGACAUGACUCCAGUGCCCCAUUUAGCCCCUUCCAGCACGUCGGAUGUCAGACCGACUCUCCUCAGCUUAUUUCGGCGGGAACCCAGACAAGUAACACCGUGGGAAUGCAUUCUGUGGGAGUACAAAGUGCGCCAUUGAAGACGACUUCAGUCGGCACACAGUUGUCCAUGGGAUCGCUGAAAACGGCACACAUGAGAAGCAAAGGUAUCCAGACAAAGCUGCCUCUUCUCAGUGUAGGCACUGGAAUAAUUUCUGGUAUAGACUCACCACUGGCGUCUACACCAAUAAAGGGCCCAGGCUGUCGACCUAGCAAGAGACCACGGCUUGAGUUGGAGGAGGAGAGCGACUCCUCAAAUGAAUUUCAUAAGGAGCCUCUGGACUCUACUUACAACCCUGGAGAUUCUGUACUUACAGAGGAAUCUGACAUCUCGUUUGAGACACAGUCCACACAUGAUGAGGAAAAGUAUAUUGUUUUUGAAAGCUGCCUCAAACAGCUGUUUGAAAACUGUCCAGUGUGUAAGAAGGGCUGUAAUCUCCAACGACGAAGGAUGGGAACCUAUGUGGCUUUCACUCAGCGAUGUCCACACUGCAGUUACUUCAGAGAGUGGGAGAGUCAGCCCAUGGUUGGAAGUACCCCUGUCGGCAACCUACAACUUUCUGCGGCUACCUACUUUACAGUAUCCACCUGGAAAAGGUAA